AGUGUGUAUAGCGAUAGACAGGCACCCGGAGAACAGUCGGUUGUCGAGUAGAAGAAUGUAAUCAUUAGUUUGUGCCAUCGAGCUCAUAGUAUAUCAGAUCCGAAUAAGAGAUCCUAGCCAUACUGCAAUGAAGAUAGUAGAAACAAGACUCCCACGUGGAUGUCUGAGGCAUCUACAACCCCACGCCAGAUCUUAUAUAUUACCCGAUUCGUCCUAGCGUGCCCCUCCACCCCCCUCCGAAUCUUUACUCCGGCUUCAACUUCAACAUUUAAUCCUACUACCUCCACAUCAUUCUUUCCGUCUAUCUUUUCCCUUACAUAUUAUUUAUAGAUUUAGACUUAGACAUACCCUACCUACCACCACCCUCAUAUAUACCGAAAACACAAAACAAAAUGCCCUCCAUCCCCAUAACAAUCCUAACCGGCUUCCUGGGCAGCGGCAAAACGACCCUCCUUCUAAACCUCAUCCCGCAACUCCCCCCAACCUACCGCCUCGCACUCCUCAAAAACGAAUUCGGAGAUGUAGCAAUCGACUCGCAACUCGCCUCUACCUCCUCAAUCAGCGGCGUCCGCGAACUCCUCAACGGCUGCAUCUGCUGCAACCUCGUCGGACAGCUCAGCGACGCGCUCUUCCAACUCCUCGACGAAGUGAAGCCCGACCGCAUCGUGAUUGAGACAUCCGGGUCCGCGUUCCCCGCGACCCUAGCAAUGGAAGUUAAUCGGCUUGCGCGCGAACACCCGGGCACAUUCAGCUUGGAUGGAGUGAUUAGCGUGAUUGAUGUGGAGAAUUGGGAGGGGUAUGAGGAUACGAGUUAUACAGCGAAACUGCAGGUGCGGUAUACGGAUCUGAUUGUGUUCAACAAGUGGGAGGCGGCCGGAGAGAUGAAGUUUGAGAUCUGUUUGGAUCGGGUGGGUGAUUUGGAGGUUGAGACGCCGUGGGUGAAGAGUGAGAAGGGACGGGUGGAUAAGGAUGUGUUGUUGGGAAUUGAUGGGGCAUUGUUUGGGGAGGAGGGGGUGGAUGGGGUGGAUGGGCAUGGACAUAGCCAUGCAGAUGGGGAGGGGCAUAAGCAUGAACAUGGACACCAGUCCGAGGUGGAGGUGCUGUCGGUUACGUUGAAGGCAAAGGAGGAUGGGGCUGUGGUGGAUACCAAGGCAUUGGUGGAGAAGCUGUUGCGCGCGGCGAACAAGGAAGAGGUGUAUCGGAUCAAGGGCGUCAUGCGGUGCUCGACUGCUGCGCCGCCGGCUGCGUCGGAGGAAGAGGAAGAGCAGCAGAAGGCGGGCCAAUCGGUGGCUGUGGAUGCGGAUGGCCCGGCAGCAAGACACUAUAUCCUGAACUGGGCCUUUGGGCGCUGGACGUUCACGCCGUCUGAUGUGGUGGCCGAGACGGCCGAUCCUGCGGUGGCGGCUAGAAUUACUUUCAUCCUGGCCCGGUAUGAGUCGGGGAAGUGGAAGAAGAGGCUGGAGGCGGGUGGCCUGGUUCAGGUCGCGGAGGGAAGUACUAGUGAGGGGGCGGAGUUGGUGGUUGAGCGACUGGUCUAGAUGGGUAUGUUUUAGACAUGUUGUUGCUUUCUGCCAAACCUAGAAUUGGGCAUGAUGCAGGAGCUGGCUCUGCAUCGGAUGACCUGUGAAUUGCGGGGUUGGGCUAUGUAUACAUGAUUCUAUGAUGACAGUGUGGGGUGAUAGAGAUCAGGAUAGACUAGAGGUAGACAUGACUCUGUCUGCAAUGAAGAUAGGGGAAACCCAUUAAAAGGUCUAGGCAUAGAUGGCCAUAUAUAGACACUUCAGUAAUCUGCACACUGUAUUUCGACCCGAAAUCUACUCUAAAAGCACACAAACACAUUUAUUAACAAAGCAGGUCAACGAGCGACCUACUAAGUAGAGCAACAUAUAG
Aspergillus piperis CBS 112811 is the source of this 1890-nucleotide messenger RNA. Its product is annotated as GTP-binding protein. The coding region runs from base 393 to 1538 and encodes 381 amino acids. The transcript has a single exon. The record is from RefSeq and is a predicted model, not a curated record. Lineage: Eukaryota; Fungi; Ascomycota; Eurotiomycetes; Eurotiales; Aspergillaceae. Gene Ontology annotation, cellular component: cytoplasm.